AUGAACUUCUCUAUUUAUGAUUUGAACGAUGAUAUCCGUAAGCUAUUGAACCUUGAGAAUUUUCUCGAGGGAAUGUCAGUCAAUGACUUUGUUGAGGAGUUAAGUAAGGAUCAUAUACUUAAGGGAGCGGAGGUUAAGAAUUUAGAGUAUUUGGAUCCCAAGCCAUAUAUUCGGACAUUUGAAGCGACGCUUAAGGAAUUGAAGCAAUUGGGACAAUUGGCAGCCAAAAGGAAAGUGGAAGCUGAGCGAGAAGUUGAACAAUACGAAGUUAAACAUUCUCGUCAUGUAUUGGAAUUAUCUCAAGAGAUUAAUGAAUUGACCAGUCAAUUUAAAAAUUUAGAUGGUAAGAUAUCACAUGUUUCUGAACAGGUGGAUCCAUUAGGACAAGCAUUGGAUAAGAUCACCAAUUCCAGAGAUCGAUCACGAGAGACGAUAUUUUUAAUUAGAGCAUAUCAUGGGUUUUUCACCAAGGAGAAAUAUGAACCACUAGAUAAUUUGAUCAAUAGUAAAAGUUAUGAAGAUCGGUUGAAAGGAGCUAAGAUUGUUAGUAACUUACUUGUUUUAACGAAAAAGAUAGAGACUCCAGAUUUACCCAAAACUACCAAUUGUGUCAAGUUACUUGAUAAAUACAGUGAGACUAUGGAACAGAAUCUUUUAACCCGGUUUGAAACGGCUCUGGAAGAACCAGAUUUCGAGACCAUGAGAGAUAUUGUCAAUAUCUUGUUCGAGUUCAAUGGUGGUACAAGUGUUGUGCAGACAUUUGUUAAUAAGAAUGAUUUAUUGGAUGAUCAUAUGAUGACAGAUCACAAUACUACCAGUAAUAAUAAUGAUAAUAAUAAUAUUUUUGAUGAUGAACUGUUUUGGAUCAAAUUAGGCGAUCCUCAUUUCCAAGGAGAAAUCAAAGAACAAUCAACAAUUAUGCUUUUGGAUAAACUAAAAGUAGCAAUCAAAGGUCACGCGCGAAUGGUGCAACAAGUGUUCACCAAUCCGAUCCCCGUGAUGAAGAAAAUUAUCCAACGGGUUUACGCACUGAUGAUAAAGAACAAGGUGGAAGAACUCCUUCAAUUCUCCUUGGACACGAGUCUUUUGGCUCAUUUAAGACUCCUCAAUGUGUUGUAUGUAUUGGUGGGGGACUUUAGUAAAGACGUGAAAGAUUUCCUUGUGACCAAUGAAUUUGACUCGACUGAUAACGAACUUAAUCUUAUUAUCGACCAAGCGUUCUACGAUGUGUUUAUGGACUACUUGUCCGACAGUGCGUACUUCCCUCGGGAGAAGAAACACUUGGAGAACCUCAUUUAUGAGAUUGUCCAGGACUACACGCUGAACCACGAAACCAGUUUGACCAAUCGGUUGUUAUCCAUCAAGUUGGAGAACAUGGACAAUUUGGAGUACGAAGAUGGUGAUAAUAAUGGGAAUGGUACCACUAAGGGGAUGAAUGAACGUUUCAGUUUCCAUUUCUCCGAGAGGAAAAGAUUAAACCAGUUGAAGACAUUUAUGAAGUCGCACUUGAAUGAUAUAAAGAACAGGAUUCCAACGUCUGCAAGUUCAAGUGGUACAACUGCAACUACUACAACAAGUGGGACAAUCAAUGGAAAUACAACGACAACGUCGUCUGAAAAUAAUAUGCAUAAUACUAAUACUAUGGAUGAGUCUAGACCUAUAAUUGAUAGAAGUAUAUCAAUAAGAGGCCAACACCAUCCCAAGGUCAAGAAUGAACUUGAACUGCAUUUGAUAGAACGGGUUCUAACCGGCUGCUUCGAAGCCUUAUCAAGAAUACUUGAAUUGGAACCAAAUAGAAGUCCGGAAUACGCCUUGGAAAUAUUGGAAUUAUUACUAUUUGAUUUCGGGAAACUUUAUGUGGAAUCAACCAUGGAAGUCUCUUAUGAUUCGUUAAAGUUGCAGUUCCCUAAAGCUUCGACUUUGACGGAAAUAGACUUUUCAUACUUGGAAAUCAUUCCUCAAGUCAGUGAUGCUUUAUAUCUCGAAUCUUCGUGCAUUCGGAAACUCUUUUUACCCUGUGCUAUCAAUUCUCCCAACAUCAAAAACAGAAUGGUCAAUUCUACAAAUAAUUAUAUUCAACGAUGUGAAAUAUCCAUCAACAUCAUAUUGGCAGAUACCAUUGUGCUCUGUUGUCAGAGAUUGACGUUUUUAUUGACCAAACAAAAGAAAAAGGAUUUUGUGAGUGAUGUGCUUGGUGAAGAAGAUGAUACCGAAUGCUGUGAGUUGAUAUCCCAAUUCCUUACCACAAUGUACGAGUCCAUGAACUUAUCACUUGAUGACAUAAGUUUGACUAAUACCUUGGUCAAAGUGGGAAUGAGUCUUUUAAAUCAACUAUUGGAACAUUAUAAGAAAUUCCCUGUCAAUUCCACUGGUGGGAUUAUUCUAACUAAAGAUGUUAUCAAAUAUCAAUCAAUCAUCGAUCAUUGGAAUAUUCCUGAACUUAGUGAAAGUUUCCAGCUAUUAAGAGAGAUCGUCAAUUUAUUCACUGUUCACCCUAAUUUGAUCAACUCGUUGAUUGCAGAAGGUCAAUUGGUGAAUCUAAAGCCUUUUACCCUAAGACAAUAUAUUAUCAAGCGGACAGAUUUCAAUACCAGUUAUUUGGAUAAAGUGUUCAACUUCAAAUAA
Lizanozyma spartinae is the source of this 2625-nucleotide messenger RNA. RefSeq names its product exocyst subunit (gene SEC10). The transcript has a single exon. Gene Ontology annotation, cellular component: cytoplasm; exocyst. NCBI's taxonomy places the organism in Eukaryota, Fungi, Ascomycota, Pichiomycetes, Serinales, Debaryomycetaceae. Bases 1 to 2625 code for a protein of 874 amino acids. Gene Ontology annotation, biological process: Golgi to plasma membrane transport; exocytosis. The record is from RefSeq and is a predicted model, not a curated record.